CCAGCUGGAAACGGAACCCUCUGGGAGAGCCUCUGGUUCCCCAGGGAACGGGAUGGGGAUCCCGGGGAUGCCGUGGGAGCGUUCCCGGCAUUCCCAGCGCUCCGGAAUUCCCGGGAUUCCCGCAGGCCGGAAGCACAUGCGGCAGUCCACCACGGAGCACACCCGGCAGACGUUCCUGCGGCUCCAGGAGCGCCAGGUGCAAUCCAAGAGGAAAAAGGGAGGCCCCAACUACGAGCGGCCUCUGACCCAGGAGGAGCUGCUGGAGGAGGCCAAGAUCACCGAGGAGAUCAACCUGCGAUCCCUGGAGAACUACGAGCGCCUGGAGGCCGACAAGAAGAAGCAGGUGCAGAAGAAGAGGAAGAUCGUGGGCCCCGUCAUCCGCUACUGGUCCCUGACCAUGCCCCUCCUGCCCGAGCCCGGCCGCGACGACCCCGUGGACGUCGAGGGGCUGGAUCCCGACUCCCACUCCUCCUCCUCCUCCUCCUCGCCGUUACCCGCCGGGAAAUGCUCCCGCACCUUCAUCUCCUUCAGCGACGACGCCACCUUCGAGCGCUGCUUCCCCAAAUCCAAAGCGCCGCGGCUGCCGGUGCGGGAGCUGUGCCCCGUCACCCACAAACCGGCGCUCUACCGCGAUCCCAUCACCGACAUCCCCUACUCCAACGCCCGCGCCUUCCGCAUCAUCCGCGAGGCGUACCGCAAGUACAUCACGGCGCACGGGCUGCCCAGCGCCGCCGCCAUGGCCGGGGGCGGAGACGGCCCCGCCGCCGCGCGCCCGGGGAGGCAGAAAAUCGUCAUCAAGCAGAGCGUUCCCAGCGCCUGAAAUCCCGGGAUCCCGGGGAUUUGGGGUUCUGGGAUUUGUCGGGAUUUUGGGAUUUGGUGGGAUCGGGAUAUCGGCGUGGACGGCGGCCGUGGUUUCCUUGAGGCGCUACCGGGAAGAGCGGCAGGAAUUCAUCAUCAAAUGAAACAUUCCCAGUGCCUGAAAUCCUGGGAUUCUGGGGUGUUGGGGCAUUGGGAUUUUGGGAUUUGGGGAUUUGGGAUGUUUGGGAUUUGGGAUGUUGGGAUAUUGGGUUUGGGAUUUUUGGGCUCAUCCACAGCGAUGGUUUCGUUGAGGAGCUCCCAUCUCAAACAGCAGAAAUUCGUCAUCAAACGAAACAUUCCCAGUGCCUGAAAUCCCGGGAUUUUGGGGUGUUGGGGCAUUGGGAUUUGGGGAUUUGGGAUGUUUGGGGUUUUGGGGUUUUGGGAUUUGGCGGGAUCGGGAUAUCGGCGUGGACGGCGGCCGUGGUUUCCUUGAGGCGCUACCGGGAAGAGCGGCAGGAAUUCAUCAUCAAA
Molecule: messenger RNA, 1329 nt
Organism: Cyanistes caeruleus (blue tit)
Lineage: Eukaryota; Metazoa; Chordata; Aves; Passeriformes; Paridae
Source: RefSeq, a predicted model, not a curated record